AUGAAGAUGGCUGAUUCAGAGAAAGCAGAGGAAUUUGUUGAUGCAGAGUGUCCGUCCGAGCGACUCGAUGAAGCACAGUCAGCUACCACGUCUUUCCAGGAUGAACAUCUAAAAACGGAGACCACCACAAGCACCAGUUCCCCACCAAGGGAAAAGGAGGAUGACAGCCCGUUGCACACAGAGGGCGACCAGUCUCUCCUCUCCAUGCCGUGUUUGAUGAAGGAGCUCCGCAGAGAUUCCCCCGAGUCGCAGCAGGCUUCCACAGGGAGCGAGAAACCAGCCUCCCGUCACAUCUACGAGAGCGACUCAUCCAACCCCUGUGUGCUUUCCCCCUCAUCUAGCGGCCACCUGGCCGACUCGGACACCUUGUCCUCUGGGGCGGAAGGCGCCGCCGACGGAGAGGAGGCGGAAACUAAAAUGGAAGGCGACACCAGCAAGGAAGCCGAACGGCAACCCAGCGGGAGGAAAUCCCGGCGGACGCGUUCGGAAAGCGAAGCCCCGCCCAACACCAUGGCGGCGAAAAAGAACCGUUGCCAGCUUGCAGUGGCGGGAGCCGCUGGGCUAGAAAAGCAAAUCAACGGCAAGCAGGCCAAGGUAAAAGGCCACCGCAGCCAGAAACACAAGGAGCGCAUGCGCCUGCUGCGGCAGAAGCGUGAGGCGGCCGCACGAAAGAAAUACAACCUGCUGCAGGACAGCAGUACCAGUGAUAGCGAACUCACAUGUGACUCGACCACCAGCUCAUCUGACGACGACGACGAUGACGACACUUCUGGAGGCAGCAAGACAAUCAAGACAGAUAUUCCAGACGGGCCUCCAGUAGUGGGUCACUAUGAUAUAUCAGACACUGAUUCUAACCAAGAGAGUAUGAAUGUGGAGAAAAUCCGGCCCAGCGUGAUUAAGCGCGAACUAGAAACACUCAGAGGCCAGGAAAUGGCAGCACGCUCCGGGUGUAUAAGAGCUCUGAGCUCUGUGGCAGGCCAGACAGAGACUUUACACAAUGUGGAUGGGCAUCAACGAAAAGGCCAGAUCAGCAUCGCAUCAUCAGACAGUGAGGUGGAGAUUGUUGGUGUGCAGGAGAACAUUCGAUGCGCCCACCCUUGCGGCGGAGUGAUCAAGAGUUUAUCCUCCUUGAAGGACGAACAUUCGGCAGAGCGGUCCGCCUGCAGCACGACUCACCCGAAUCCGCAGCUGUGGACAUGCGUCUCCCCUCAGUCCAGUUGGGUGUCCCCACCGGAGGUCGUAGACCUCACGCUGGACGAGGAAAGCAGCGGACACAAACACUUGACAUGA
Molecule: messenger RNA, 1290 nt
Organism: Nerophis lumbriciformis (worm pipefish)
Lineage: Eukaryota; Metazoa; Chordata; Actinopteri; Syngnathiformes; Syngnathidae
Source: RefSeq, a predicted model, not a curated record